AUGCACCCAACCACGGCUGUGAAAAUGUUCAAGACUACAAAUAGAAUGAGGAGCAUACCACUAAUUUCACAAAUAGCUCACACUAUUUCCCAACGACUCCGUAAUUUAAAAAAGAUACCGCCUGAAUUAAUACCUCUUGGAAUGGUUGUUGGUGUUGCUGUUGGGUUUGCAGGUUACUCUUUGUUGAAGAAAUUCUGGGUGGAUAAGACAAUGCGACUGAGCCGUCAAAACCGUAAAGAUUGA
Molecule: messenger RNA, 243 nt
Organism: Blumeria graminis f. sp. triticale
Lineage: Eukaryota; Fungi; Ascomycota; Leotiomycetes; Helotiales; Erysiphaceae
Source: the annotation of a GenBank genome assembly